Molecule: messenger RNA, 7188 nt
Organism: Vollenhovia emeryi
Lineage: Eukaryota; Metazoa; Arthropoda; Insecta; Hymenoptera; Formicidae
Gene: fz2
Product: frizzled-5
Exons: 2
Coding region: 830-3181 (783 amino acids)
Biological process (GO): non-canonical Wnt signaling pathway; canonical Wnt signaling pathway
Cellular component (GO): plasma membrane
Molecular function (GO): Wnt receptor activity; Wnt-protein binding
Source: RefSeq, a predicted model, not a curated record
GGCCGGUAGCCGGCGCGGCCGAGAGGCGGCGGAAACGCACGAGGCUCCGACCGUCGGCUCCGUCGCUUCCCCCACCGCGUCGGCCGCGCGCGCGCGCUCUCUCUCUCUCUCUCUCUCUUUCGUGUCUCCUCGCUCGCGUUCGCGACGAACUUCGCGUCCUCCCCGGAGCCAGUGUGUCCGUGUCCGUUGCCGUGGUGGGAUCGCGGCGCGUCUCCCUCCGCGCUGCGCGCUCCUCUUUCUUUCGUCGCUCUCUCGUCAUUCCGUGCAGCGAGCGAGCGAGCGAGCGAGCGUGCGCCCGCCCGCCGUCGCGACGCCGGGCUCCAGCGUACAACGAAAUAUUUGGAGAAACCGCCCCGUUUGUGUGCCUGUGCGCGAGCCGCGAGUUUCGGAGUAAAACACCGGCGCAGCACGGCCGUGGUGUGUGCGCGCGCGAGCACAGCGACGUUCCCAUGUGCGCGCGCGUACGUAACCGCCGCCGCCGCCUCAUGUUUACGGAUCUGAUUUAGUGUUGUUCUCGAUCGCCUCUGCUCGGCGGCGCGCGGCAAGUGACUGCCGGGGCCGAACGAACGAACGAACGACCGACCGACCGACCGGGCUCGGCUUCAUCGUCGGGACUGUGAGCGCCGUUUUAUACGCGCGGCGCGUCGGCAUCGGGCGCGCGUUUUUAUCAGGACACGAGGGACAAUGGAUUAAUUCUCGCCGGGGCGAGACUGCGGGGCUACUAGGCGGACGCAGGCGACUGCGACCGGCUCGCGGUUGUAGGAGUUUGGAGUAAACGCAGCGGGAGUACGCGAUAAAUCAAGGCUGCCGUGAUGCGAGCCGUGCAGCCAUGAGCCGCACGUCCUUGAGCACGAGACCCGCACGGCGGACCAAGUUAUUUCCCGCGCGAACAAUGACGAGCCUGUUGACGUUGUUGGUGCUCGCGACGACGUUUACGAACGUACUACCGGAAUCGGCGAUAAAUCCGGUAGGUAGCAUCGUCGGGUCGGGAUCGGGAGUCUCGUCCUCGUCCGGCAGCUCGUCCUCGUCGUCGUCGGUGAUCGGGGUGGUGUCCGACAGCUCCAGCCCUAGCGGCAACGGAGUCGGCGGUGUCGGCAACGGCAACGGCAUCGGUGGUGUCGGUGGCAACGCCGGUGGUAGCCAUGCCGGUAUAAAUGGAGGCGGCGGUGGGCAUUCCGGCAUCGGGAGCGGCAACGGGAAGGGCCGUUGCGAGGAGAUCACGAUUCCCAUGUGCCGCGGUAUCGGCUACAAUCUCACCGCCAUGCCGAACGAAUUGAACCACGACACGCAGGAUGAGGCCGGCCUGGAGGUGCACCAGUUCUGGCCGCUGGUCGAGAUAAAAUGUUCAGCGGAUCUCAAGUUCUUCCUGUGCUCGAUGUACGCGCCAAUCUGCCUGCCGGAGUACACGAAACCGCUCCCGGCCUGUCGUAGCGUGUGCGAGCGAGCGCGAACGGGUUGCGCGCCCCUGAUGCAGCAAUACGGCUUCUCGUGGCCGGAGAGAAUGGCGUGCGAGCGCCUGCCCUAUCACGGCGACCCGGAGAACCUGUGCAUGGAACAGGACAACCGCACCAGCAGCACCGGCACGGGCCCAGGUGGUAACGGCGGCGCGGCGAACAACGGCGUCCCGGUACCGCCGGGCCCGCCGGCGCGACCCACGCGGCCCAGCAAGACUUCGCAGCCGGCCCGCUGCAAGCCGGGCAAGAAUCAAAAAAACUGCCAGCACCCCCCGGGGGAGAGGACGAGGGACUGCGCGUGCAGAUGCAGGGCGCCCCUCGUGCCCCUGGGGGCGGCUGGCACGGGGAUGUCAGGAGCGAUAAGCGGCGUCAGCGGCAGCGUCAUCGGGGCCGGCAGCACCGGGGCCAACGCGGCGGCGGCGGCGGCGGCGGCGGCGGCGGGGGCUGGCUUGGCCGGCAUGGCCGUAAGUGGGAUAAUGCCGGCGCCGGCACCGCCGUCGAUGGGCGGUAUCGGCCGAAGCAUCAUCCAGGAGAUCGCGGGGGUGCCGGACUGUGCCCUACCGUGCCGCGGCGCGUUCCUCACCAACGAAGAGCGCGAGUUCGCGGCCGUCUGGCUGGCGCUCUGGAGCGGCCUGUGCGCCGCCAGCACUCUCGUGACCGUCACCACGUUCUUAAUCGACACCCAGCGUUUCAAGUAUCCUGAGCGACCGAUCGUCUUCCUCUCGGCCUGCUACUUCGUCGUGUCCCUAGGGUACUUGUCGCGCAGCAUGUUCGGCCACGAAGAGAUCGCCUGCGACGGCCCGGCCUUGAAGUCGGGCGCCCAGGGCCCGGGCGCCUGCGUCACCGUUUUCCUCCUGAUUUACUUCUUUGGCAUGGCUUCUUCCGUAUGGUGGGUUAUUCUGGCGUUCACAUGGUUCCUCGCGGCUGGUCUCAAGUGGGGCAACGAGGCGAUAGCGUCGUACUCGCAAUACUUCCACCUAGUGGCGUGGCUGUUCCCGACCUUGCAAACGGUUUGCGCGUAUGUCGCGGGUGGCGUUGCCGGUGACCCGGUAGCGGGGGUUUGCACAGUCGCCCCCGAGGGGGUGCGCAACUUCAUCCUGGCGCCCCUGUUCGUUUACCUUUUAUUGGGCACGACUUUCCUCCUGGCCGGCUUCGUGAGUCUCUUCCGAAUUCGAUCGGUGAUCAAGCGCCAGCCGGGCGCUAAGGCAGACAAGCUGGAGAAACUGAUGAUACGAAUCGGCGUGUUCAGCGUACUAUAUACGUUACCGGCCGGCGUGGUAUUGGCAUGCCACAUCUACGAGUCGACUCUGCGAGACGAGUGGCUCAGCUCGCUGGCAUGUCCCUGCCGCCCACGGGCCAGACCCCUCUACUCCAUCCUGAUGCUCAAGUACUUCAUGGCUCUCGCGGUCGGCAUCACCUCGGGAGUCUGGAUCUGGAGCGGCAAGACGGUCGAUUCCUGGAAACGGCUAUGGAGGCGCCUGUUCGGCGGUGACCGCGGCCACAUGGGCGCCGGUGCCGGGAUGGUGGCCGGCGUGACCGGCGGUAUCGGCAGCGGUAUCGGCAGCGGCAUCGGUAUCAAGGGCGUGGUGGGCCGGGGGAUCGCGAUGCCGUACCCUUCGGCGCCGGGCCCGGGCAGCGCCCUGCUGCCCCCCGGCAGCGUCGCCAGUGCGUCCCAGCAUCACUUGCACCAUCACGUACUCAAGCAACCGCCGCUCUCGCACGUAUGACGUCACCAGUCCGCGGGGGGCGACAUGAACACCGCUGGAUGCGUCGAGCAGUCACAGCAGCAGGAGAGGCCUUCCGCCCUCAGCAAUUACGGGCCCAUCUAGCCCUUCGCCUCGGCCUCGCGCAGGCACAACGCGACGCCGCAUACGGCGCCGCACACGGCGCCGCACACGCCCCAUUCGGCGGCGACCAUCUACUCCAGGAGAUCGCUCGCGUCCACGACGGGGCCGCUGACGCCGGCGCACGGGAUCGCGCCCUCCUACACGCAGGCUACGGAAGUGUGAGAGGAGCCACGUGGAGAUCGAGCGUCGGACGGCGUCCUCCGCGGGCCGCUUCUCGAUUACCCGAUAUACGUAUUUAGCCUGUACGUGUCUUCUCCCGCGGGAAUCUCAAGGGAAUCCUCUCUCCAGCUCUGACGAUCGACGAUCUUCUUCGGCGCCUUCAGCCUGCCGCUCGAAUUCAAAGGAACUGACCCGAAUCAAUGACGAUCGAUGGUGUUAUAUCGCGACAGGGAGGGUCGCUCGAGUGUCUCGCGGUAUAGUGAGAUUGUGAUUUAAAAGGUAGACUCGACGACUUGGCACGCGCAGGAAUGCACGCGCGUGCGUAGGAUAGCGCGCGAACGAUGCCGAUUGAUUUCUCUAUCUUUAUUCGUAUCUAUCUAUCUGUCUCUCUCUUUCUAAUCUUUCUUACAUUCUCGUAAGGCGGUGCUCGUAAGGUCCGCCAACCGUGUCCGUCUAACGUGUAUCGUCUCGUCUAUUUAUCUAAUCUAGCCAUUAAAAAAGAGCCAUGUUGGGGGAUGCACACGCGCGUACGCGAAAAGCGGCAGCCUGCUUUCACUCCCCUUCCCGUUCCCGGAAGAGAACAGAAAAACUGCCACGGUGUUCCUCGAUAUCGCGCGCCGAGAGAUAUCCCUCUUUCCGGGAGAGGUUGUCCCUCCUCUCGUACCAAUUCCUCGCCACUGCCGCCCUUUGCGAUCGAGGGGUCGCGUGAUUUUGAAAGUAGCCUCGAUCGAAAGCAGGCGACCGCUGCUCGCGGUGGACGCGCGAUGAAGGGAAAGCGAAGUGUACAGGACGAAUGCUAAAGUAAACGAACCAGGCAGAAUGGACAACUGUAAAUACUGUUCUUAGAUGUUAGCCGAUGCUGUAAAUAAAAAGAAAACAGUCGCCAGACUCGUUGUAGGGUGUUAAGGCGCGAAAGACGCUUGCGCUUGUGGCGAGUGCUAUGUCGUUUCCUUUCACAGGCAAUUAUUCGACAAGACUUGUCGCACUCGAUAUAAACGGAAAAGUCCGCUAAUUGGUCCGCGUUAUGCAAUGUUGAACUGGAAUACGCCGCUUUCGCCAACUUUCCUCGAGAUUAAUAUUCAAUUUGUGACGGUCCGUUGAGAGAUUUAAUCAGACACAUCCCCCUUGUUUCAUUUAAUUAAUUAAAAUUCGUCAAGUUGCUUCUACCAUUAAGAUCGAGCCGUUGAAACUCGACAAAUUUUAUCUCCGCUAACGAAAGUUUGAGGUAGGCUGAUGAGAUCCGGCAUAUAUGUUAUUUUUGUUGAAAUUUUAGUUUAUAAAUAUGUAAAUCUCAUCGUGAAUCGUAUACGUAUGAAAGUUAUAUAUUUUUUAGUUUACGCUAAAUAAAUAUAAUUUAUAAUUUCAGAUUGAGCAACGCGAUUCGGAUUAAUCGAUAAUUUUUACAGAUUUUAAUCUGAUUUCGCAAGUAUGGUAGGAUCGAGCGUUAUAUUGUUGCCACGAGCGGACAAUCGUCGCGGAACUAGAUCCGCACGCGUCCACAGAAUGUGUAAUACAGAUAUAUUAUAUUACAUAAAAAUAGGUCUGCCUCGCGAAGAUCACACGUAAUUUAACACACGUUGGUGUACUAGUUCGAAUCUUUUUAUACGAUAAGUAAGGGCGCGUCGCGCUCUCUUGUCUCGCGUACGCGUCCGCACCGAGUCGCAACCGUCGUGCGGAACCGAUAAUAACCGAGAGCAGGAGAGACGCGACGUCCUUCUUUUUUUUUUUUUACUGUACUUCGCGCGGUGGUCGGCUCCUUUGCGCACGUGUCACGAAGGGUGGCCGACGUGAUAGCGCGAGUACGUAAAAGGGCGACCGACCCUUGCUCGGGGGGCGCGAAGGAGCGCGAAAGGAAAUCUACGCUCACCCCGAAGCAUAGUAAGUAGAAGAAAAUUAUGCACGCGCGCGUAUGUAAUUCUCAUGUAAAUCCCGAUGAUCUAGAAAUAGUCCCCGUGCGAGAUUACGCGCGGGAUACAGUGGAAGUGACAGCCCUUAAGUACGUAUUACACGCGUGACGAUACGCCAGCCACUAGCAAUAUCGUUAAUCCAGAACCUUUUCUAGUACCGGGAACCGAAAUCGUAGAGGAGAAUCAGAGAGAGAAAGCGAAAUUUUGGAGCAUCUCGUAAGCGAACUACGAUCGGACGUAAUAAAAAAAUUCCAUAAUAAUAUAUGACGCGACAUUUGGGCAAAUUUUGGACAACGUAUUCAACGUGACUCAGGGAUCCCGUUUAGAGCCCUGUAAGAUUAAUCAUAAGGCAAUAACGCGAAAUUUGAUUUUCAACCGUAUAGAAAUGGGGAUGAUUGAAGCGUACAAUGACACGACAAUCUUGGAUCACUGCCCGCUGUACUUCUUUACGAGAUGUUGCGAGCGCAGAGCACAAGCAAAAGGACUGAAAAACGAAAACUGCCUCAUCCAACUUAACACGUUGACUGCCGCGCCAUUCAUGUGUGAAUGACACUCAAUUUCGCGACAAAUUCCCAGAUUGCAAGAUUUCACUCUUUCGCCAUCGAAACAUCAUCGAGCGACUUUGAACGAAAAUUUAGUGUCGUUCAUAUUUGAAUGACGGUGCGCCUUCGAGAACAGCAAGUAUCGUUCGUACAUGAAUGACACGUGUGACGUGGCGGUCAAUACGUUAAAUGCGUUAACCGUCGUGUGUCUUAGACGGUUUAGAAACCUUUGCCAAAACGGAACAUACACACGUAAUGUUGUAAAUUAGUGGGAGUAAAGAUGUCUUACAAUUAGUGUCCACAUAUCACGCCAAUAAGCGAGGAGGGGGGGGGGGGGAGGAAACGAGCGAUAUCGCACGAGGGUGAAAGAGGGGGUGAACAAAGGGAAAUGUGAGUUCGGAGUGCAAAUGCCGGAAGUGCGAGUUUCUUCCGCGGAUAUUUGAGAAUGUUCGAUGAGCGACAUCGACGAGUGGCGUAGAGAAACCGGUGAGAGGAGUCUUUAUAAGUAUUUGUAUAAGCCACUUUUUGUCACACUAAUUGUCAAUAAAAAGGAGAAUACUGUGUGUAUUACGAAUGUGUUUCGAGACCGGCGGUAGCUGCUCCGCUCGUUCUUCCGCGUACACGGCCGGGGCGCGAUAUCGGAUAGCCUCUUUUCGCCUCCCUCCUUUAUGUUACUUUCGUCCGUUUUGUGCGUUUUCUCUCAUUUCGUCAUUUACGUUCUGGAUGGCGCGACGGGUUUCACGCGCGAUCGCCAUCGACCGCUCUGUACAAUUUUUACGUUGCCAUAGUAACCUUAGAUGUAAUCGACCGUCAUCGGUUGCAAAUAUAUAAAAUUAUACGUAUACAGGUAUAUAUAUAUGUGUACAUGCUUGCGUAUACACGCGUAUACAUGCAUAUACACAUAUAUAUACGUAAGUACAUAUGUAUAUGUAUACGGCCGCGUGUACAUACGCGUAUAUAUCCAAAAUGUAUACGAUUUUUAAUACAUUUUAUUAUUAUUUAAUUCCCCUGCGUCACAGUUGCUUCCCGCUCUCCUUACGACGGCGAUUCUACUCGUCUAUAAGGCGUCGCUCGUUUUUCUUAUUCCAGUUUCCUACGUGCUUUCUUCGACGCAACGUCCAAAGGCGUGACGCACCGAUGUCUCGCGGAUGAGUCUGCGAACUCAUCGCCGUCGGGUGGCGACUGUCGCAAGGACAACGAUUUACAUUUACCUUUAAGCUGUAAAUAUGUUUUACGCGCAAUUUCUACGAAUACAAAUGUACGCACCGCUAAUUAGCAA